Messenger RNA from Aricia agestis (brown argus), 3446 nucleotides. RefSeq names its product NADPH oxidase 5 (gene Nox). NCBI's taxonomy places the organism in Eukaryota, Metazoa, Arthropoda, Insecta, Lepidoptera, Lycaenidae. The transcript has 20 exons. Gene Ontology annotation, biological process: superoxide anion generation; defense response. The coding region runs from base 8 to 3337 and encodes 1109 amino acids. Gene Ontology annotation, molecular function: superoxide-generating NAD(P)H oxidase activity; calcium ion binding. Gene Ontology annotation, cellular component: NADPH oxidase complex; plasma membrane. The record is from RefSeq and is a predicted model, not a curated record.
UUAAAAAAUGGCAAGCGACAAUAACUUUCAAAGUGCAAACAAAGUAAUAGUGAGCCUAGACAACAGUGAAAAUAGUGGAAUAGGAGAGAGUGGGAGGAAAAGAGAAGAAAACGGUGACAGAAAGAGAGAAGAGAUGAAUGGAUCAGCUGAUCUGCUGUGCGUGCCGCGGACUGGGCAUCGCCUCUCCUUCAUGGAGGUGGAGAGUUUCAAGGAGAAGUCUCGAUUGAAUCUGCUAAAACAGAUCUCUGCCAUUCUGAAACAGAGAGAGCAGAAGUACAAUAAGGAGGCGCUACAUAAGGCUUUUCAAGAUGAGGAUCUUCUCGAGAGGAUAUUUCGUUUAUUUGACGUGGAAAGACAAGAUUUUCUGGUGCAGGAGGACUGGAUUGAGUUCCUAAAGGAGAGGUUAACAGAUGAGAAGCAACAAGACUUCGUGGAGCAAAUUGAAAGCGUGGCCUAUGUGGUCUGCGGAGAGAAUGUUAUCACAGUUGAAAGUUUUCAACUGAUACUAAAGAACAAAGUGGUUACGAAUAAGUUGCUACGAGUGGUGGACACAGGAGGUGACGGCUCUGUCACAGCUGACGAUAUCAUGGAGUUCAUAUCAGCGAUUUCCAGUUGCAGACCGCGAGUGGGAAUAGACAAACCGAGUGUAGACAGACUAGAGCAGCUGUUUCAACAGACAGUUGGUGACCAGAAGGAAAUAACAAGAGAGCAGUUUCAGAAAAUUGUCGUUUCUAAAAAUCCAUUUUUCACGGAGAGAGUAUUUCAAAUCUUCGACGAAGACAACUCUGGUACAAUCUCGCAUCAGGAGUUCAUAGCGGCAGUCCAUCGCUUCGGAAGACAGACUCCUGAAGACAAAAUACGGUUCCUGUUCAAAGUUUAUGACUUAGAUGGCGAUGGGUUAAUCCAGCAUCGAGAGCUACAGCACGUGAUGCGGGCGUGCAUGGAGGAGAACGGCAUGCAGUUCAGUGAUGACCAGCUCAUGGACCUCACUGGUGCGAUGUUCGAAGACGCGGACGUUGAGGGUCGGGGUGCUAUUACGUACGAGGGGCUGAGGGACCAACUGAACAAACACGAGGGACUGCUUGAAAACCUUUCGAUAACUAUAGAUCGCUGGCUAGUUCCACCUCCGCCAAAACCGAAGCCAAAAUCCUUCCCCCAGAGGCUAGCCAAAAUGAAGCCAUACCAACUGUCGUUACCUUACUUCAGGAACAACUACGUCUUCGUCAGCUACUUAUUUGUCUUCUUCAUCAUCAACUUCGGUCUAUUCGUGGCGAGGAUAGUGGAGUACUGGAAUUCCAAUGUUUUUGUCAUCUUUGCAAGAGCGUGUGGUCAAUGUCUAAACUUCAACUGCACAUGGGCGUUAGUCCUGAUGCUAAGGCGUUGUAUCACAUCUCUCCGGACGCGCGGGCUGGGGGAAGUCCUGCCGCUGGACCACCACGUCUACCUCCAUAAGAUCACCGGAGUCCUGAUUGUGAUUUACAGUGUGAUACACACUAUCAUGCACUUGUGUAACUUCAGUCUCGUAGUAGUGAACGACCCGGUGCUGAACGCUCGGAACUGGACGACGUGGGAGUGGGUGUGCACUUCGCGGCCGGGGCUGUUCGGGCUGUGCGGCGGCUGCGCCAACCCCAGCGGCAUUGUGCUGCUGGCUGCCCUCAUCGCGCUUGCAGCUGCUAGCAGACCUAAGCUGAGAGCUGGAGGGUAUUUUGAGGUGUUCUAUUUCACCCAUCUUCUGUACAUCCCUUUCUAUGUGAUUCUCAUCAUACACGCUCCGAACUUCUGGAAGUGGUUCAUCGGACCUGGGACUAUUUACAUCAUCGAGAGGAUCGUCAGGCUUAACUGGAUGAGAUCAGAAAAGGGCAAAACCUAUAUCGCAUCAGGCAUACUCCUGCCUUCUCGAGUCACUCACCUGGUCAUCAAGCGACCUCCGCUGUUCGACUUCCAGGCAGGAGACUAUGUGUUCGUCAACAUUCCCGCCAUCGCGGUGUACGAGUGGCAUCCCUUUACCAUCAGCAGUGCGCCGGAGCAAGAAGAUUACCUAUGGCUGCACAUUCGUGGGGUUGGAGAGUGGACGAAUCGGCUUUAUUCAUACUUUGAAGAACAACAGCAACGUCUACAUGGCAAUGAAGAAGAACAUGCGAACUUGGUGAAGACCAUAUCCAAUCAGAGCAAUAAGAGCAAGCGGAAUGGAUCCAUAGCAAGCGCCAAGAAGAGAUCGGUGGAGUUCUCACCAGUAUCGUUCACUAACACAGCAUUCAAUAUGGAAGAUGAAAAACCCAUGGAGGCGUCAGACACUCCUGCGAAGCCAGCGCGAUCUGCAUUUCUGUCUCCGUUGAGAAUACUAGAAAAAUCUCGCUCAGUGCCCGAUAUGAGGAAGAACAUAAAAAAAUCAGAAAAUAAACUUACCCUAGCUGAGUGUCACCGGUGGGAAUCUGAGCGCGAGCUGGUGGAACCACGGCGGGGGCGGCGGGUGGCGCGCGGGGGAGAGGGGGCGCUGGCUCAGAGCUUCCGAUACAUGAGGACCAAGCCCACCGUGUUGGACUUCGCACCCCCAGUACCUGAGAUACGACGCCGGUCUAAUGAGAGUAUAUUGAGCAUAGCUAGACGUCGUCUAUCGAAAGGCUUGACACCGGAAAAGGAUGUGGAGUCAGUAGUAGUAGCUCCGGACCCUGCGAUAAUAGAGUCCACCAGUGACGAACAUCUAGACUAUCCCGUCGGAAGACCACUAGAGAUCUACCUCGACGGUCCUUACGGUGCAGCAUCCUCCAGGAUGUUCCGGGCGCAGCACGCGGUGCUCAUAGCGGCUGGUAUCGGUGUGACGCCCUUCGCGUCGGUGUUACAGGCCAUCAUGUUCCGGUACAGGAGCGCACGCUCCACCUGCCCCAAGUGCGAGCACUCCUGGACUAAGGAGCUGCCACAUCAUAAUAUGAGUUUGCGGAAGGUGGAUUUCUUCUGGAUAAACCGGGAGCAGCGCUCGUUCGAGUGGUUCGUGUCCCUCCUCUCGCAGCUGGAGAUGGAGCAGGCGGAGGGGGGCGGGGAGCGGUUCCUGGAGCUGCACAUGUUCGUGACCAGUGCGCUACAGCGAGCCGACAUGCGUGCUGUUGGCCUUCAGCUGGCUUUGGAUCUGUUGCAUCAAAAGGAGAAACGCGACUUGAUCACCGGCUUGAAGACCAGAACGAACGCUGGUCGUCCCAACUGGGACAAGGUGUUCCAGCGGCUUCAGGAGCAGAGGAAGGGCAAGGUCACGGUCUUCUACUGCGGACCCCCCCAACUCGCCCGGAUACUGAGGGUCAAAUGCGAUCAAUUCGGCUUCAACUUCUGCAAAGAAGUGUUUUGAUAUUUGGCUUGGAAUUUGACUUUUCUUCAUUCUAAUUGACAACUUUCCUUGUUCUUUAUUGUGAUGUUUUAUUACUUCUAAGCUUCUAAUGCUAUUUUUACUUUCAAAA